Scutellospora calospora is the source of this 396-nucleotide messenger RNA. The record is from the annotation of a GenBank genome assembly. Lineage: Eukaryota; Fungi; Glomeromycota; Glomeromycetes; Diversisporales; Gigasporaceae.
AUGCCAAAUUUUAAAAUUAAAGAUGUAAUAUUAGAAAAUAAAUAUGUUCCCUCUUUACAUAAUAAUCAAGUCAUUGCAGAUGAGCUUUAUAAAUGUAUUAAAGCUUGGAAUCUUAAGUAUCAUAUAACAUCAAUCACUACUAAUAAUAGUAAGAAUAUGGUCUUAGCUUUUCUUGUAUUAAACCAAAAAGAAAAGUAUAAAAGAAUUAAACAUUUCUCAUGUACAACUCAUACUCUUCAAUUAGUGAUUAGAAAGGAGCUAGCACCAGCAAAAAUGCUAUUUGCAUGUACAAAGAGCGAAGCAGAAGAAUUAACAUCUGAACUACCAAUUAAUCCAACAACAUCUAUUCCAGAAUCUUUGAUAUAUUUAUAUAAAGAAUACCUUCAACAAUGCUAA